Oxyura jamaicensis (ruddy duck) is the source of this 941-nucleotide messenger RNA. RefSeq names its product vacuolar protein sorting 25 homolog (gene VPS25). The transcript is spliced from 4 exons. Gene Ontology annotation, cellular component: ESCRT II complex. Gene Ontology annotation, biological process: protein transport to vacuole involved in ubiquitin-dependent protein catabolic process via the multivesicular body sorting pathway. The record is from RefSeq and is a predicted model, not a curated record. Gene Ontology annotation, molecular function: structural molecule activity; protein homodimerization activity. The annotation marks the transcript as partial. NCBI's taxonomy places the organism in Eukaryota, Metazoa, Chordata, Aves, Anseriformes, Anatidae.
UGUCUGUCCCCCCUCCAACCCCCCCCAAGCUCGGUCAGCGCCUCCUUAACCCCCCUCCCAGGGAAGCUGCCGCUGGAGUCCAUCCAGGUGGUGCUGGAGGAGCUCCGCAAAAACGGGAACCUGGAGUGGUUGGACAAGAACAAAACCAGCUUCCUCAUCAUGUGGAGGAGACCCGAGGAGUGGGGAAAGCUCAUCUACCAGUGGGUGUCGAAGAACGGCUUGACCAACUCCGUGUUCACGCUGUAUGAGCUGGCCAGCGGGGAUGAUACUGCAGAUGAAGAGUUCCACGGCCUGGAUGAGGCCAUGCUGCUUCGUGCCCUGCAAGCCCUGCAGCAAGAGCACAAGGCUGAAAUCAUCACGCUGGACGACGGCCGAGGCGUCAAGUUCUUCUGAUGGGAGCCCUCUCCCUGCCGCUCCUCUCCGGCUGCUGAAAUGUUUCUAGCUGCGAAGGUUUCAUCUCCUGGCCUGGUUUCAAGCCGUGUCUGCAAGCAGCUGCAUGCUCGGGAUUUCUUGGGGCGAGGAGAAUCUGUGAAGCCUUCCAAAGACAUGACUUUUUUAGAAAUAUUCAGAGAUCCUCCGUCUUUCUUUCCUCCCUGUUGUUUUUGAGAGGCUAAAGCUGCUCUCAGCGGUUCCGGGAGGGACCACCCAGAAGUGAAACAAGGGAACUGCUCCCGUGGCUGCUCCUGGGAGAGCCGGGGACGGGCUCUUCUGUGGCUGGUCAGGCUUGGCCUCUGAGGGCAGCUCCUUCCCACCUUCCAGCCGCGUGCCCGGGCUCGGCAGUCCCCGCUGCUCGGGCUGGAGCCAGGCAGACAGGACGUGCUGCUGCGGUGCAAAAGACCUCGCUGGAAGAACCACGUGCUCGCUGCAGAGCAGGCUGCGUGGCGGGGCGGGUGCCAAGGAGCUAAUCUGAAGUAAUUAAAAUGACAUGUAUUUAUAGAGCC